GGACGCGAUCUCUCUGCAGCCCUCCCGAGUAGCGAUCAAACAAUAGUCGUAAAAACCCCCUCUCCUGGUGUCUUCUCUAUCGUUUCCUUCGCGGAGAGGGAGCGAGAGGGCAUCUCUUUUUCCUCUCGGAGAACUGGAGAGAAGUUCCUGCGAUCGAGAGAGAGAGGAGAAGAGGGAGAUCGAGAGGAAUGUUUGAGGAGAUCUCAAUAGGAGCGAGGGAGAGGAAGGGAGCGGCGGCGGAGGAAAGGGGCCACUUUCUCCCUCCCUCUCCUCCCUGGGUCCACUCGUAGUCUUGGCGAAGAGACACGAAAGGGGGCUCCGUUGCUUCUGGAUUUCUAGGGUUUCGUUCGAUCUGUGCUUUGUCGGGUGGUGGGAUGGAUCCCGGUCUUCUGGAUGAUAUCAUAAGGCGGCUGCUGGAACUGAGGGGAAGUCGGGCGGGGAAGCAGGUGCAGCUCUCGGAGACGGAGAUCCGGCAGCUCUGCGUCGUGUCGAGGGACAUCUUCUUGCAGCAGCCCAAUCUUCUCGAGCUCGAGGCGCCCAUCAAGAUUUGUGGUGAUAUUCAUGGGCAGUAUUCUGAUCUGCUACGGCUUUUUGAGUAUGGUGGAUUUCCACCUGAAGCCAAUUACCUGUUCUUAGGAGAUUAUGUGGAUCGGGGAAAGCAAAGUCUUGAGACAAUAUGCCUCCUUUUGGCAUAUAAAAUUAAAUACCCUGAGAACUUUUUCCUCUUGAGGGGAAAUCAUGAAUGUGCAUCUAUAAACCGUAUAUAUGGGUUUUAUGAUGAAUGUAAGCGCAGAUUUAAUGUGAGGCUUUGGAAAGUCUUCACAGAUUGUUUUAACUGCCUGCCUGUCGCAGCUCUCAUUGAUGAAAAAAUUCUUUGCAUGCAUGGGGGUCUUUCUCCAGACUUGACUAAUUUGGAUCAAAUACGAAACUUAGCUCGCCCUACUGAUGUGCCUGACACUGGCUUGCUCUGUGAUCUUCUUUGGUCAGAUCCAAGUAAGGAUGUUGAAGGAUGGGGAAUGAAUGACAGGGGGGUUUCAUACACCUUUGGCCCCGAUAAGGUGUCUGAGUUCCUUCAAAAACAUGAUCUAGACCUCAUCUGUCGUGCUCAUCAGGUGGUGGAAGAUGGAUAUGAAUUCUUUGCUAACAGGCAACUUGUGACAAUAUUCUCAGCACCAAACUACUGUGGGGAAUUUGACAAUGCUGGUGCAAUGAUGAGUGUAGAUGAUACCCUGAUGUGUUCUUUCCAAAUAUUAAAGCCGGCAGAGAAGAAAAAGUUCAACUUUGGGAGCACAACCACAGCUAAAACUGGAACACUGCCACCUGGAGUCAAGAUAUUGGACCAUGCCAUGAACUCAAUUCUUUCCUUUUUGUCAUACAUCUGCGGAUUACUCGGUUCCUUACUUUCACCUGAGCUGGGCGCCACUUUCUCAUUUCCCACAACUUUUCCACUUGAUGAUAAUUGGAUCAAAAAAUGUCUAGUCUUUUCUAGGUGCGAAGGUAUGAGAAUGUGGAUCGUGAUGGUUGAUGCAAAUUUACUGUCAAAAAUCUGCAAGAGCUCUAUUAAGGGAGAGCCCAAAUUCCACAGAUGUUGCUGAGUUCUGUUCUUGAAAUAGAAUAGUCGGCAUGCAACACGCUUUGAUGUCAAUGUACGUUAGUCAUGGAUUAGCUUGUUUUAAUUGUAUCAUCAGUUUCACUCUUAAGAGAUGUCUUAUCCUGUGAAUUCUCUCAUUCGUCUGAAUUCCUAAGUCUUUUGAAGAAAUUAGGAAUUAAUAUCAAGAGUUUUGAAUCAUGUAAUAACUGAUAUAUUCUGUAGACUUACGUAGAUUAUGUUGAUGUGGCAUCUGUCUUGCCUCGUUACGUGGUGCAUGUGUUUGCAUAGAUCGUCUGUUUGUUUUAUGUUUGUGUAUAUUCAGUGAUAGUAUGUAGUAUUGGUUGCGUCUUUGUUAUAUGCUGGCAUGCUGUUUUUUCG
Messenger RNA from Elaeis guineensis (African oil palm), 1969 nucleotides. The record is from RefSeq and is a predicted model, not a curated record. NCBI's taxonomy places the organism in Eukaryota, Viridiplantae, Streptophyta, Magnoliopsida, Arecales, Arecaceae.